Molecule: messenger RNA, 847 nt
Organism: Solanum verrucosum
Lineage: Eukaryota; Viridiplantae; Streptophyta; Magnoliopsida; Solanales; Solanaceae
Product: RING-H2 finger protein ATL78-like
Exons: 1
Coding region: 1-693 (230 amino acids)
Biological process (GO): protein ubiquitination
Molecular function (GO): transferase activity
Source: RefSeq, a predicted model, not a curated record
AUGGCAACUAUAACUUCCACUUUAUUAAUUCAAGAUUUCAUGAAAAAUUUACAAUAUUCAAGAAGACUACUUCUACCUGCCACCCCACAAUACCACCAUGACACCACCUUGGCACCAACAGAUAUAUCACAAGGGGACACCACCAAUACAUUUGAUGCACAUGUUGUGAUGGUACUAUCAGUACUAUUAUGUGCUUUAAUUUGUUCACUUGGCUUGAACUCAAUCAUAAGAUGUGCAUUAAGAUGCACUAGUUUGGUAUCAGAGUCAGACUCGUCCUCGAUCUCUACAAACCUUUCAGCAACGACGAAGCUGACAAAUAACGGGAUCAAGAAAAAAGCCCUUAAGAUGUUUCCAAUUAUAGCAUACACUACUGAGUUGAAACAUCCAGGUCUCGACUCUGAAUGUGUCAUUUGCUUAUCGGAAUUUAUUGCGGGAGAGAAAGUUAGGGUUUUGCCUAAGUGCAACCAUGGGUUCCACGUUCGAUGUAUCGAUAAAUGGCUCAAUUCACACUCUUCUUGCCCUACUUGUAGACAUUGCCUCAUUGAAACUUGUCAAAAAAUUGUCAAUGGUGGUAGUUCUAAUUCAACUACAACUACAAGUACAAUUUCAAACCCUCAAGUAGCAGCACAAGAAAUUAUUAUAAGGAUUGAACCUCUACAACAUGAAGGUGUGGUAUCUAACCAUCAACAUUAGGUAUAAAAUAGUUAGUUUAGUGGCUAGAGUUCAAUUGAUUGAUAUGUUAUAACAUACAGUCAAUUAGUAGCUUUCUAGUAAUCAAUUCAGUUGAUUACAAGAUGGAGAAUCGAACCCUCACCAAUAAGGUGAAAGUUCAGAUAGUCAACCAACU